Stegastes partitus (bicolor damselfish) is the source of this 5260-nucleotide messenger RNA. RefSeq names its product EMSY transcriptional repressor, BRCA2 interacting (gene emsy). Gene Ontology annotation, cellular component: nucleoplasm. Gene Ontology annotation, biological process: regulation of DNA-templated transcription. The coding region runs from base 223 to 4032 and encodes 1269 amino acids. The transcript has 21 exons. The record is from RefSeq and is a predicted model, not a curated record. NCBI's taxonomy places the organism in Eukaryota, Metazoa, Chordata, Actinopteri, Pomacentridae.
GAGCUCAUCCAUCCACAGGCUAACCGCUACUUAGCAGACAACGUAAACACUGGCAUUUCUGUGGGGAGAUCGGGUUAUUUCAGCAGUUUAGAUCUUAGCUUUUCUUCCGCUUUUUUCUACAGAAUUACUACACGAUGUGGCCGAGUAGCUAAAUGUCUCGUGAUCAGUCAUGAUUGAUUGGAUCUGGGAUUUACGGAGGCCUUGAACUUGUCCUGCUAACGGAUGCCCAUGAUUCAACUGGAGAAGCCAGUCCUGACUGGUACCAUGCCAGUGGUAUGGCCCACCAUCCUUGACCUGGGUAGGGAUGAGUGCAAAAGAAUCCUCCGGAAACUGGAGCUGGAGGCUUAUGCUGGAGUCAUCAGUGCCCUGCGAGCCCAAGGAGACCUGACAAAGGACAAGAAGGACCUGCUGGGAGAACUCACUAAAAUCCUUGGCAUCUCAACAGAGCGCCAUCGUGCAGAAGUGCGCAGGGCUGUCAAUGAUGAACGCCUCACCACCAUUGCGUAUCACAUGUCUGGUCCCAACAGCUCGUCCGAAUGGUCCAUCGAAGGACGCCGGCUCGUCCCUUUGAUGCCGAGGCUGGUUCCCCAGACAGCCUUUACAGUCACUGCCAAUGCUGUGGCCAGUGCAACAGCCAAUCAGAAUGCCUCCCUACUGCUGCCAGCAGAAACGGGAAACAAAGAAGUGGUUGUAUGUUACUCCUACACGAGCACCACCUGCACCUCCACCAGCGCCACGGCGACCAGCGGCCCCAUCGGCGCGACGGUGAAAUCUCCUCGACCUCCCAGCCCUUCGUCCAACGUGGUGGUGCUGCCCAGCGGGAGCACCGUCUAUGUAAAAAGCGUUAGCUGCUCUGACGAAGACGAGAAGCCUCGCAAGCGAAGGCGCACCAACUCCUCCAGCUCAUCGCCGGUGAUGCUGAAAGAGGUCUCCAAGGUGUCGCCGCCGGUAUCCAAGAACAUCACAGUGCCGGUGAGCGGCAGCCCCAAGAUGAGCAACAUCAUGCAGAGCAUCGCCAAUUCCCUGCCGCCCCACCUGUCCCCUGUCAAGAUCACCUUCACCAAGCCCACCAUCCAGACCACCAGCACCACUACGCAGAAGGUAAUCAUCGUGACAACGUCGCCAAGCUCCAAUUUUGUGCCCAACAUCCUCUCCAAGUCUCACUCCCACAACAACGCCGCCAUGGCCAAGCUGGGCUCCACCUCCAUGCUGACCGGGCCCACCCAGAAACAGACGGUGGUGUUUCCAGCCAACUCCAGCCCUUCCUCCAACCCCAACGCAAUCGCCGUUACAACAGUGGUCUCCUCCACUCCCUCAGUGGUCAUGUCAACUGUUGCACCAUCUGCAGCUUCGGCCGGAGUGAAGGUGGCUUCAGCCAGACUUCCUUCUCCGAAGACCCUGGUGGGUUCACCCACCCAGAUCCUGGCUCAGUUCCCCAAACAGCAGUCACCCAAACAGCUGCAGCAGAGUUCACCUUUAGGAGCCACCAGCGUCGGUCAGGGUCAGAGCAGCAGCACAUCACCGGGAGCCAAACCCACCAUCCAGAUCAAACAGGAGUCCGGAGUGAAGAUCAUUACUCAGCAGGUGCAGCCGAGUAAAAUCCUGCCCAAACCUUCAUCGGUGGCUCUGUCCAGCAGCAGCUCCUCUCCCAUUAUGGUUGUCAGUAGCAACGGAGCCAUCAUGACCACUAAGCUGGUCACUCAGCCCACAGCUACACAGGCCACCUAUACUAGACCCACUGUUAGUCCAAACAUCGGCGCCAGAAUAUCGGCCUCCAGUGGCGGGGCUACAUACGUCAAGACCACCAGCGGCAGCAUCAUCACAGUGGUGCCCAAGUCUCUGGCCACUCUGGGCGGGAAGAUCAUCAGCAGCAACAUCGUGUCUGGCACAACGACUAAGAUCACCACCAUCCCCAUGACCUCUAAGCCAAACGUAAUCGUGGUGCAGAAAACUACAGGCAAAGGAGCGACCAUCCAGGGGCUGCCUGGCAAGAAUGUGGUCACAACGCUUUUAAACGCCGGGGGCGAGAAGAGCCUGCAGGCAGUCCAGGGAACCAAGCCAGCCAUCAUCACCGCUUCCAGACCCAUCACCAAGAUGAUUGUCACCCAGCCCAAAGGCAUGGGCUCCGGGUCCCAGUCCACCGCCACCAAGAUCAUCCCGACCAAGAUCGUUUAUGGCCAGCAGGGCAAGACACAGGUUCUCAUCAAGCCGAAGCCAGUCUUCCAGGCAGCGGUGGUGAGCGAGCAGACCAGGCAGCUGGUCACUGAGACGCUGCAGCAGGUGACCCGCUCUGCGGAAAUGGGUCAGAGCCAGACUUCAGGUCAGGACGGGUCCUCGAAGGACGAGGCCGGCAGCCUCACUGAGGCCAGCAGCUUAGCCAGCGAGGCCUCGCAUAGCAGCACUCAAGAACCGCAGCCUGUAGUGCACGUGGUGUCCUCCAGAGAGCAGGAUUGGACCGAGCAGGAGGUUUCUGUGGAGUCCAGUCCCACUAUUAUCUACCAGGAGGUGUCUACCGCGGAAUCCCAGUCAGCCACCUCCACCAUCAAAGCGCUGCUGGAGCUGCAACAGACAACAGUGAAGGAGAAGGGAGAGUCCAAGCCGAGGCAACACACCAUCGACCUCAGCCAGAUGGCGGUGCCCAUCCAGCUGGCCCAGGAGAAGAAGCCGAGCCCAGAGUCCCCCCAACCCUCCACCUCCGAGGUCGAACCCAGCACCGAGUACAUCGUUCCAGGUAAAGCCGGCAGAGUGGGAGCAUCCUCGGAGGAUGACGACGUGGUCAUGUCCUCCAGUCAGCAGCUGGCGAAGCCUUAUAAAGCCGGCAGCCAGGUUACUGUGGUAACCAAACCGGUCGCUGUCUCCUCCACAGCUUCACAAGUGCCCUCUGACAGUAAAACUGAGACGGUGUUGGAGGUGGGCGAGCUGGAAGGUGACACUUUGGACCCCCAGACCGGUUUGUUCUACCGCUCCAGCCAGCCAGCUUCAGAACCCGUGAAGCAAACCGUCCACUCAGCUCAGCCAAUGCCCUCCAGCCAGGCUGAAGCAGAGGCGAGCCGGCACACCUCCACCUCCACCCCCACCCAGCAGCAGCCACUGCCCCCACAGCUGCAGAGCAAACCUCAGAUCAGCCAGCCCUCCUCCUCCUCCUCCUCCUUCUCCUCCACCCCUCCUCUGACCAAGAAAAUACCGAAACUACGAGAGCAGACUCAGCCCAAACCCCAGGCCUUAACCCAGAGCCCCAAAGACAGACCCCUGCCGGCACCAGCGCAGCCCGGGUUGAAGGUCGGGACCCCGGCCACGCCAACCAAACCCCUAGUGACGCCACAGCUGCCAAAGCUCCAGCAAGCCCCCACGUCCCACCACAGACCCCUCCACACGUCUAUGUCCCAUCCUCCUCCGCUGCAGGCGCAUCACCCCGUCAGCACUGAGAAGACUACCUCCAGCCAGCAGCCAAUCAUCACGCAGAGCGCCACCGUCACCAAGAUCACCUUUGGAAGCUCCCACCACUCAUCGCCAGUGUUCAGCAGUGGUGAGGCGGCCGCCAAGCUGAUCCCCGAGUCCAGCUCCGGGUCGUCGGGGGACAAGCCCUCGGUGUCGGACAUCCUAAAGAUCUCCAUGAUGGAGGCAGAGAUUGACCCGAGCACGGAGCCCAUGGUGGUGGAUUCCUCCAGCGACUGCGGCCCUCUGGGGAAGGCGCUGGAGGUGGCGGCCGUGUCGGGCACACUGGACUCGGGCCAGUUCAUCAGCAGCUCUGGAGCUGCCAUGCAUCACUCCCACGCGAAGCCCCAGCAGUUUAGCUGCAUGCAGGGUCUCACAGCGCAGAGGAGCAAAGAGGACCUGGAGGUCAUCGAGGUGAUCCCCCAGUACUCCAUCCUGCCGGACUCCAGCCAGUCCAACGUGGUGGUGGAGCCCAGCGGCUUCCUGGAGAUCACCAACUACACCAGCCAGCAGCUGGAGGAGGACAGCCCCAUGGAGCAGGAGGUGGACAGCAGCAACGAUGAGGCCACAGCAGCCAGCCCCCCCAACCAGCCAUAGUUGCUACACGUUGGUCGGAGCAGAGCACAUUUUCACUUUGAACAAGCCGACAGACCGUUUGUUUGUUUGAGGACUCAAAACCCAGCGGACGAGGACUUACCAGUUGUAUUUUUGCGUGUUAAAUACGAGUUAGUUUCUUUUCCACCUCCACUACUCAUAGCACAUGUGGUUUUUAUCGCCAAAUUUGGGAGCGAGGUAACAGGAUUGGUUUUAGUCACAGACAUUUGGACAGCAGCCUUUCCAAACAUACAAGGUUCCAGUAUGUUAACAUUUGCAAGAUGUUUACACAUUCAUGAAAUCGAAUAUUUGGAACUAUUUGAGGCCACUGUACGUCAACUGCUCUCGCGUUGACGGUUGUCCAGAUUGGCUCCCCUGCUAAUGGACAGAUUCUGUCAUCGGAUAAACUCCUUCGAUUGACUUUGUAACAGUAAACUCUCCAGGACGUAUGGGAUUUUAGUCUUCAGAGGAGAGAACAAAGCUGCAGUGGAUUGAAUUUUCUGCGAGGAACAUAAAACAGAACCACAAAUGAGUCCUGAAGGACACAUAUUGUCCACCAUGUAACUGUAAUGUAAAGAGGAAGAAAGCAAAUUAACCAAUGUACCUUUGUUUUUUGUAAGAUAUAUUCUGGAGUUAAAAAGGUUGCAGUGAGAGUUUUAAUAAGUAUGCAUUUGGGUUUUUUUGCAUAGUGUGUUUAAGCUAUGCACGUCUUUUCUACCUUUUCAAACUAGAUGACUAGUUGAGAAAAAAAAAAACUUUAAUCUGCACAAUAAAUCAGCCGAGUAGAACUAAAACAUCAAUUUAUGUUGUUUUGUUGGUUGCAACAAGACAAGCUUUUCACAUUCACACCUGAAGACAUAAAAAUACUCUUUUUUUGUCCAUUAAAAUUACAAAGUUGAAAGUUAGACUCUGACUUGUGCAUUUAACAGAUAUAGUGUAAAAGAAAUGUUGGCCCUUCAGCAAAUAAUUGUGCAAACUGUUUUCUUGCACAGUGACAAUCAUCCAUUAUACAAAGAGGACAACCUAUAUUUUCUUGACAAUGCCAUUUAAUAAUUGUAGCCUGUAAAUUUGAUAUCAACACGUCUCCACUCCCUACAUUUAGACUUUAUUUGAUUUUAUAGGCAGUCAAAACCACUGACUAUAUAUCAAGACGGACAAUUCGUCUGUGAAUUAUUAACUUUAAGAGUUAAUACGAUUUAAGUGGGUAAGUUACAUAAAAAUUCAGUCCCUG